Drosophila santomea is the source of this 267-nucleotide messenger RNA. RefSeq lists its product as uncharacterized. NCBI's taxonomy places the organism in Eukaryota, Metazoa, Arthropoda, Insecta, Diptera, Drosophilidae. The record is from RefSeq and is a predicted model, not a curated record.
AUGUGUAGUUUAGUUGCAGUUUCGAUUCACAUCGGAUUGCCUUGCCCAGGCAGCACAUCAAUCAUCCAUCACGCACCAAAUCCCGGGAGACAACGACAAACUGGCAGAACAAACCUGAAUGGCAAACGGCCCAUGCCACGCAUGCGAUUUAUAUACAUAUAGCAAGGUCCAGGUUGGAUCGCAAUGGAUGCAAUUUGGCCACUUCGCUGCACAUUUGGCCAGAUUAAAAUUCCUCUCAAAUAGUUAUACGCCACUAAGCUUAUUUAA